Molecule: messenger RNA, 1669 nt
Organism: Gossypium raimondii (Peruvian cotton)
Lineage: Eukaryota; Viridiplantae; Streptophyta; Magnoliopsida; Malvales; Malvaceae
Exons: 7
Coding region: 157-1209 (350 amino acids)
Biological process (GO): tRNA modification
Molecular function (GO): RNA binding
Source: RefSeq, a predicted model, not a curated record
UACUCUCUUACAACGAUACGAGACUUUGGUUUCAUAAAAGGGAAAGGAAAAAAAACCUCCCUAAACAACUAUCAAAUAUUGUCCCUGAAAUAAGUACAAAAGUGAGAGACGAUAGGGCUUUAAGAGGGACUUUUUGGGUAGGAGGUGCAAUAGAAAAUGAGUGACGAAGAAGAAGAAAGAAGAGAACUGAACUUGGUUUCAAAGAAGGAUGAAGAAGAGAGCGAAAGCUCAAUGACUCCAUGGGAGCAACACGCCAAAGUUAUAAGCAUUCCUCGCUUCGAUUACAAGGCUCCUUCUUCUUUGCUUCAACGUUCUCACUCUGGUUUUCUUAUCACUUGCACUAUUAAGAGGGAGAAGAGCGCGACGAAAGAAGCUAUGGCUAUCUUUUCUAAGUAUGUUGGCCCCUUCAAUGGUGAUGACGACACCUUGGGAUGUUCAGGAAACUCUGAUGCAAAUGCUGAUAUUAAGAGAAGGAAAAUAUAUACAGAAGAAAUUGAUCAGAAUAUUGGCAAUAGUGUCGACAGCUCAGAGAUCACUGAUGCAGCCGGGGGAAUUCCAAAAGAUGACUGCUUUGUAUCUGCAAAGACGGAUAAAAGUCAAGCACCAGAAUUUGUUCUUUCACUAGUCAAGCUAUCAAGGAGUGGUUUGCUUCUGCUUACCUUCCCAUGGGGGAACUCGUUAGACACAAUAGAUGUUGUUUCAAAGAUCUUUUGUGAUCUGGAGUCUGGGAGUUUAAAGUCACCACUUUGGUGUCACCGCAUCUUUCCCAUCCAAGCUACCUGUACUUUGAAUGAGAAGGAACUGCAAGCAGUUGUAUCGAAACUUGUCUUUCAAUUUGUGAAUGAUAAGCGGAAUAAACUUGCACAACCUCUAAAGUUUGCAGUUGGGUUUAACAGAAGAGGGACUGAAGAGAGCCAAAUGAAAACUUCGAAAGAUGCAUCAAAGAAUUCUGAUAUGUCUGUAUUAUUGGACCGCAACAAAUGCUUUGGUGCCGUGGCUGCUGCUGUUAAAGGCAUUGUUUCAGAUUCAGUUGUGGAUCUGAAAUCUCCUGAGCUAUCUAUUCUUGUUGAGUUGCUUCCCCUUUCUGGAGUGCCUAAUGGAUCGCUAUUGGUUGGUGUGUCAGUUUUACCCCAAAACCUGGUUAGUACUAAGCCAAGACUCUGCAUUAAGCCACUGGUUUGCGAUAAAAAUGGGAAGAAGGCAAGUUAAAGCAGGUAUGUGUUUAACAAUGUUUUAUAUGAUGAGACUCAACGUCUUUGCAGUAACGGUAAUAUGAGUCCAUGGUGAAGUAAUUUUGUAUCCUGUACCUUCACCCCAUUGGAGUAAAACUGCUUUAAUUUUGAUGAAAAGAAAGUGCUUUCAUGGUUGAAUUUAGAAGUUAGUGUGAGCAAACAAUGGUCCAUUUAUCUCCUAAAUGGUUUUACACGUGCAUGCCCGGUGGUUGACUCCAUGGAGACCAAUGUUGAGAUGCCGCCAUAAAACUUGAAUUGCUCGUUAGAAUUUUUUUUUUUUUUAAAAAGGAAAUUUAAGAUUUGCUAUGUCAAUUACAGCUUAGGGCUUUAGUCUUCAACAAGUUCUUCACCCUCUGGUGAGAGUUUCGGAACCUGAACUUGUAAAUUGUGAGAUAUAUUUAUUUAUAUGACUUGCUAAUCCAAGGUAGCUUUUCCAA